This is a messenger RNA of Knipowitschia caucasica, 1842 nucleotides long. The record is from the annotation of a GenBank genome assembly. NCBI's taxonomy places the organism in Eukaryota, Metazoa, Chordata, Actinopteri, Gobiiformes, Gobiidae.
AUGGCGGCGGCUCGUGUUAAUCGCCACCUCCCUGAGAAGAUGACAGGCUGCAUGUCAAAAACCUCCAAACGUGGGCGAGACUCAGGAAACACAGUCGUCCUUGGAGUUAAUGAGCUGCAGAGGCAGGACUGGACCAAGAGCUGCUGCAGACGGCGCCAUCUGGACCUCGGUACCAUCGUUAACACCAUCAUUACAUACCAUUCACAAGUCCACAACCAUAAGAGUCUGCUCCGUCCAAAAACCAUCAACUCUACAGCAGAGUGCACUGCAAAAACCAUCAACUCUACAGCAGAGUGCACUGCAAAAACCAUCAACCCUACAGCAGAGUGCACUGCAAAACCCAUCAACUCUACAGCAGAGUGCACUGCAAAAACCAUCAACUCUACAGCAGAGUGCACUGCAAAAACCAUCAACUCUACAGCAGAGUGCACUGCAAAAACCAUCAACUCUACAGCAGAGUGCACUGCAAAAACCAUCAACUCUACAGCAGAGUGCACUGCAAAAACCAUCAACCCUACAGCAGAGUGCACUGCAAAAACCAUCAACCCUACAGCAGAGUGCACUGCAAAAACCAUCAACCCUACAGCAGAGUGCACUGCAAAAACCAUCAACUCUACAGCAGAGUGCACUGCAAAAACCAUCAACCCUACAGCAGAGUGCACUGCAAAAACCAUCAACCCUACAGCAGAGUGCACUGCAAAAACCAUCAACUCUACAGCAGAGUGCACUGCAAAAACCAUCAACUCUACAGCAGAGUGCACUGCAAAAACCAUCAACUCUACAGCAGAGUGCACUGCAAAAACCAUCAACUCUACAGCAGAGUGCACUGCAAAAACCAUCAACUCUACAGCAGAGUGCACUGCAAAAACCAUCAACCCUACAGCAGAGUGCACUGCAAAAACCAUCAACCCUACAGCAGAGUGCACUGCAAAAACCAUCAACCCUACAGCAGAGUGCACUGCAAAAACCAUCAACUCUACAGCAGAGUGCACUGCAAAAACCAUCAACCCUACAGCAGAGUGCACUGCAAAAACCAUCAACCCUACAGCAGAGUGCACUGCAAAAACCAUCAACUCUACAGCAGAGUGCACUGCAAAAACCAUCAACUCUACAGCAGAGUGCACUGCAAAAACCAUCAACCCUACAGCAGAGUGCACUGCAAAAACCAUCAACUCUACAGCAGAGUGCACUGCAAAAACCAUCAACUCUACAGCUGAGUGCACUGCAAAAACCAUCAACCCUACAGCAGAGUGCACUGCAAAAACCAUCAACUCUACAGCAGAGUGCACUGCAAAAACCAUCAACUCUACAGCAGAGUGCACUGCAAAAACCAUCAACUCUACAGCAGAGUGCACUGCAAAAACCAUCAACCCUACAGCAGAGUGCACUGCAAAAACCAUCAACCCUACAGCAGAGUGCACUGCAAAAACCAUCAACUCUACAGCAGAGUGCACUGCAAAAACCAUCAACUCUACAGCAGAGUGCACUGCAAAAACCAUCAACCCUACAGCAGAGUGCACUGCAAAAACCAUCAACUCUACAGCAGAGUGCACUGCAAAAACCAUCAACUCUACAGCUGAGUGCACUGCAAAAACCAUCAACCCUACAGCAGAGUGCACUGCAAAAACCAUCAACUCUACAGCAGAGUGCACUGCAAAAACCAUCAACUCUACAGCAGAGUGCACUGCAAAAACCAUCAACCCUACAGCAGAGUGCACUGCAAAAACCAUCAACUCUACAGCAGAGUGCACUGCAAAAACCUCACAGAGAACCUCAGUUUCAGACCUGGAGGAACAGUUAGUUUGGCUCAGCUCAGUUUGGCUCAGCUCAGGGGAUAGUUAA